Molecule: messenger RNA, 2547 nt
Organism: Amphibalanus amphitrite
Lineage: Eukaryota; Metazoa; Arthropoda; Thecostraca; Balanomorpha; Balanidae
Product: probable indole-3-acetic acid-amido synthetase GH3.9
Exons: 5
Coding region: 44-1876 (610 amino acids)
Cellular component (GO): cytoplasm
Molecular function (GO): acid-amino acid ligase activity
Source: RefSeq, a predicted model, not a curated record
CGCGCUGUCCGUCUCCGGGAGGGCAGCCGGUCAGCGCCCCGCCAUGGACCUGUGCUGCCUGCUGGGGUACCUGCUCACAGGAGUAGCCGUGAUACUCCUGCUGGCCUUCGUGGACCUGAAGCGACGCGGCUACUCCAGAGAGAUCAGCUGGCCGGACCUCCUGAAACUCUAUGUUCUCACCCAGCUGAGCAGCAUCAAAAUGUACCGCAUGCACAAGAAGUUCGAAAGGGAUGUCCGAAGCUUUGAGCAGGCGCAAUCAAUUUUCCUGAUGGACCGGAUCCGCCGCUCAGAAAAUACAGGCUUCGGAAGAGACAACGAUUUUUCCUCCAUCCGCAGCGUGUCAGACUUCCGACGGAGUAUGCCGUUGUUUGACUUCCCGCAAAUGGAGGACUACGUCAACCGUCUGGCCGACGGGGAGAAAUCAGCCCUCCUUGGCGACACGGAUGACGUCUUCAUUUUCAUCACAUCCUCAGGAACUACCGGCAGAAACAAGCGGAUCCCGAUGUCUCAGCAGGCCGCUAGGGACAUGCAGAACCAGGUGCUGUUUGGCCCGCUGCAGUGGGUCGUUCGCCGCCAUUUCCCCUGGAAUCUGAGGCGCAUUCUCAACGUGAACAACGGCCGUGUGCUGGAGAAGACCAAGGGCGGCUACACCGUCAGCGCCGCCGCGCACGUCGUCUACGCGCGCAUGAACACGCUGACGGCGGAGCUGUUCACCACGCCACUCGUCGGCCAGCAGGUGAAGAGCGAGUUCGAAUCUCACUACAUCCACGCACUUUUCGGCCUCUGCGACAAGCACAUCAGCGUGCUGCGCACAGUGUUCGUGUUCAACUUCCUGACGUUGAUGCGCCGCAUCCAGCAGAACCUGCCGGACCUACUGCGCGACAUGCGCCGCGGCCGCAUCAAGGAGGACCUGAACAUACCGCCCGACGUGAGGGAGGAGCUGAACCGCCACCUGAGGCCGACGCCGCAGCGGGCCGACGAGGUCGAGCGUGAGUUCGCCAAGGGCAUGGCCGGUAUCGUGCCGCGCCUCUGGCCGCAGAUGGAUCGCACCAGCGGCAUCUGGUCGGGCAGCACCAACGAGACGUACUACCGCGAGGCGCGCUACCUGCUUGGACCCGACAUCCCCAUGCUCAGCUUCACGUACAGCGCCUCGGAGGGCUACAUGGGCUCCAACAUCGACAGCUGGACCGGGCCGCCGCGCUACACGCUCAUUCCCGACAUCAUGUUCUACGAGUUCCUGCCCAUCGUCCACGACCGGAUCCCGGAGCUCGGCGAAAUCGACCGCCGGGACCUGCUGCUCGGCCACGAGCUGGAGGUCGGCAAAGAGUACGAGAUCAUCAUCACCAACUCGUCGGGCUUCUACCGGUACCGCGUCGGAGACGUCAUCAAGGUGGUGGGCUUCUACCAGCAGGCGCCGCAGAUCGAGUUCCUCUACAGGUCGGGCCAGUCGCUGAACGUCUGCGGCGAGAAGACCUCUGAGGAGGUGUUGUUCCGCGCGCUGCGCGACGCCGCCCGGCAGUGGCCCUCCCAGCUGAAGGACUACACGGCGGCCGUCAGCCAGUUCGCACUGCGCCGCCAGGGCGACCUCAGCCUCUGCUAUAUCCUCUUCAUCGAGCUGGAGGGCGAGCCGCUGACCGAGACUCAGACCGACCUGGUGGACGAGACACUGCGCGAGCAGUCGGAGGAGUACGCCAGCUACCGGACGCUGAGGAAGCUCUCCAAGAUGACCGUGCACCAGGUGGCGCCGGGCACCUUUGCCCGGUUCCGCUCGCACCUCAUUGAGACCACGGCCGUGGCCGCCAACCAGUUCAAGAUGCCGCGCGUGCUGAAGAGCCCGGACAGUGUCGCCUGGUUCAUGGACCACGUGCAGAAGUAGAGCGGACAGUAUCGCCUGAAGAGCCCGGACAGUGUCGCCUGGUUCAUGGACCACGUGCAGAAGUAGAGCGGACUGCCGGUGAUGGGUGACAUGUUCGACAGGAGAAAGACAAAACGAAAAUGUUGCCUUUUCAAUGCAAUUUGAAGAGUGAAUACCAGGGUCGGAGCUUCCUACCGAGGGGUGGGGCAGCUGCCCCAGCAAAUCAUUUUUCGCAUUGAGUAGCUUUGAAAUGUUUGCGUAAUGGAAAAGAUUAUCUCCAUGUAGGUUUGACGACAUUUUGCCCCGCAACCAAGAAAAGGCUCCACCAACUGAGCAAUGAUGAAAUGCAGAUGUGAUGCGUGUUUCUGUUUCUCCCGGAGUGUGAAGUAAUAGUAAAAAAGCAUGAUUUGAACACUGUCAAUUUCCUUGGACCUUAUUGAUCAGUAUCUGUAAGAAAUAAGAAUCUUGGUUGAUCCAGGUGGGGGACGGGACGUACGUGUAUAUCGCCUGAGGUGGUUGGAUGUCGAAUUGUUUCUUCACUUAAUGCUCAAUGCAAUCGCUGCGACUUUUUACAAGACCCUCUCGUGAUCAUUAUUCCUUCCUUUCAGCUGCUGAUCUCGCUAUUUUGACUAUCCCCACGCGAAAUAAGAUGAAUUAAGCCAACAUUAGGUUAAAAAAUGAAUAUUAUGACA